Messenger RNA from Emiliania huxleyi CCMP1516, 1230 nucleotides. RefSeq lists its product as hypothetical. The transcript has 3 exons. Lineage: Eukaryota; Haptophyta; Isochrysidales; Noelaerhabdaceae. The record is from RefSeq and is a predicted model, not a curated record. Bases 1 to 1230 code for a protein of 409 amino acids.
AUGCCUCCCAGGUCCAGGCGCUCGUCCGCCUUCAAGGCCGAACUCAGCCGCCUGCUCUCCCUCAACGCGUCCCUCGCUGGCCCCAACGCCGCUAGCUUGCACCACUUCCACCCCGGCACGACGGCGUGGCUGCUUGGCAUUCCUGCGGUGCCGCAGGCCUCCGUCGCCGAGGCGCUCACACUCGCAAAGAAGCCGAAAUCUGCCCUGCCAGACAGGCCCGUCGCCUACCCCGCUUGUCGCCCGCACGAGCGUAAAAACUGCACCACCUUCAACUUUGAGGGUUGCGUCCUCUCAAACCACGAGGGCUCGGGUUGCACCCGGCUCGACGCGCGGGAGAGGGCCGCUCCGCUCGUGCUGGCCAGCUGCGGUGGCGUGCCCCGUUCCGGGCGGUCCUCCGCGUCGUGUGCGCGCUUCCACUCCCAGGAGGCAGCGGCGAUGCGCUUCUCGCCGUCCGCCGACCCGGGGCUCUUUCGUCGCGGUGUCCACUUCCUCUACGGCAAGCUCUUUCGCGCCAUGUUUGAGUUUCGCGCACCACGCCACGGGAAGGCGCUGCACCUGCAAAGCUGUGAGUGGGGGAGCGCCGCGCAGGCGCAGGGCGUGCGGGUCUCCGUGCACUUGCGCCACCAGUCGACGGCGAUGCUCGGGUCGGAGUACCUCCCCGCGGUCCUGGCCGCUGUGCAGGCGCUCGUGCGCGGGAGAAGGUGCACGGUGCUGCUAGCAUCGGAUCGGAGGGCCUCUUACGGCGUCUACUCCGCGGCACUGGUCCGGAUCGGGUGCGAGACGAUGGGCAACCCGAGGCCGUCCGAGCGGCGGGUCCGCACGUACUUUGCGGAGCACGGGCCUGACGACGGCCCCACGGCGUUGAGCGACCUCGAGCUCCUCUCACACGGCCACCACCUUGUCGGACACUUUGGCGCUCCCUCUCACGGCCGCGAGGGCGCCGAGCCGCCCCUCGCGAUCUUCUACCUUCCGACACACGCGCCGACACGCGACGCCAUCACCGCUCCUCUGCCGCUUGUGACGGGACCGGACAAGGCGUGGCACAUGUCAAUGCAGCGGUACCCGGUCGCGCGGCUCAUCGGCGGGCGGCGGGGCGGCUCGGUGGAGGUGCUGGCAGAGAGCGACGUCGAGAGCUGGCGGACGGGCGCGGAGGUGGAGAGGCAGGUGAGGGCGCAAGGGGGGACCAUCUACGACCCGCGAGUGGACAAUAUGAGCGUGUGCGGUUAUUAG